GGGGCGGAUGUUGGCCCAUGGGAAGAAGAUGCCCAAGCAUGAGGGAGCGGCACUGCUGAUGACGUAUCUUGGUGUGGCCCAACAUGAGGCUGAGAAGAUCUGCAACCAGGAGUACGGUGGAUACAUUAGCUACCCCAGACUGAGGGACUUCUAUACCUCGUACCUUGGUAGGGCCAACGUAUUGGCGGGUACGGAGGAUCCUGAGGAGGUUGAGGAGCUGGAGAGGGUCAGGACAUACUGCGUCCGGUGUUACCUUCUGUACUUGGUCGGAUGCUUGUUGUUUGGCGAUAGAAGCAACAAGCGCAUCGAGCUGAUAUAUUUGACGACCAUGGCGGACGGCUACGCAGGGAUGCGUAAUUAUUCCUGGGGAGCUAUGACCCUCGCCUACCUAUACGGCGAGUUGGCGGAUGCAUGUAGGCCUGGACACAGAGCGCUUGGGGGGAGCGUGACACUGCUCACUGCAUGGUUUUUGGCGCAUUUUCUAGGGUUUUUCAGUGUUGAAGCGAGGUGGAAGCUCCAGAAGGGUCAUGGGGAGGGGAUCACGUAUCGGUCACUGCUCGAUCGUAUAUAG
This is a messenger RNA of Medicago truncatula (barrel medic), 571 nucleotides long. RefSeq names its product protein MAIN-LIKE 2-like. Bases 8 to 571 code for a protein of 187 amino acids. The record is from RefSeq and is a predicted model, not a curated record. Gene Ontology annotation, biological process: meristem development; meristem maintenance. The transcript is spliced from 2 exons. Lineage: Eukaryota; Viridiplantae; Streptophyta; Magnoliopsida; Fabales; Fabaceae.